Halichondria panicea is the source of this 1993-nucleotide messenger RNA. Its product is annotated as mitochondrial disaggregase-like. Gene Ontology annotation, biological process: cellular response to heat. Bases 38 to 1873 code for a protein of 611 amino acids. NCBI's taxonomy places the organism in Eukaryota, Metazoa, Porifera, Demospongiae, Suberitida, Halichondriidae. The record is from RefSeq and is a predicted model, not a curated record. Gene Ontology annotation, molecular function: ATP hydrolysis activity; protein binding; ATP binding. Gene Ontology annotation, cellular component: cytoplasm; mitochondrion. The transcript has 12 exons.
UUCUAUCUGUAGCCCACCCACGUGGCAUUGAUCUGAGAUGUCCAGAUUUCUAUGCAUUUCUAGAGUUCUGAGCCGGAAAUGCUCUUCACAGUUGUAUAGGAGAUUGCACCAAACCUCUGUCCCUGUACCCUUGCUAGAUGAUCAAGAUCACCACAUCAGGCAGCAUUAUAUCACUCGCUCUAUCAACUCCCCAAGAAUCAGACAUGUCCACCCACCAUUUAAACCUGUGAAACAUUCAGAGGAGAAAGAUGGACAUGAAAACCAUCAGUCUCAAAGCUGGAGGCUAAGUCGUGUUGGAGCACUUUUGGGCACUGCAUUGAUUCUUUGUGGAGCUGACCAACAUAGUAAGGACAGACAGCUAAUGUUGGCAGUCAAGCAAGACAACGUGUCUCAAGUGACUCAGCUACUCAACUCGGGAGCUGACGUAAAUUCAAGACACCCCUUGGGAUGGACCCCCCUACACACUGCUGUCGUCAACGGCAACCUGCAAGAGAUACAGCUGCUACUGGAGAGAGGUGCUGACGUGAACAUGAGAGACGAUUUCUCAACUGCUAGGAGAGUAGCUCAACAGCUGGGAAUGGGGUCAGACAGAGUUGCCCUCAUUCGCGACCGUGAGUUCUGCUCGCUCAUCAACCACCAUGUCAGCUGCUCUGGUUUCACUGCCCUCCAUUAUGCCAUUGUCAUUGACAAUAGAGAGGUGGUCGAGUGUCUACUGGAGAGUGGGGCUGACCCCACCAUUGAGAACCACAGAGGACUCGCUCCUUCAGACUACUGUACCAACCAGGAGAUUCUAACUCUGCUACAACAACACACUGUCAUGAUAGAGGAGAUGGAGGCCAGGAGAAGACUAGAAGAAAGGAGACAGUUCCCCCUGGAGGAUAGAUUGAGGGAGGCAAUGGUGGGACAGGAGGGACCCAUCACGGCAGCUGCUGCAGCCAUACGGAGGAGGGAGAAUGGCUGGGGGGACGAUGAGCAUCCGCUCGUCUUUUUGUUCCUCGGUUCGUCCGGAAUUGGGAAGACAGAACUGGCCAAACAGAUUGCCAAGUACAUACACAAAGACAAGAAGAAGCGAUUCAUUCGAUUGGAUAUGUCUGAAUUCCAAGAAAAACACGAGGUAGCCAAACUAAUAGGGGCUCCCCCUGGCUACGUUGGUUAUGACCAGGGGGGUCAGCUGACCUCACAGCUGAGCGACUGCCCCGAUGCAGUGGUGUUGUUUGAUGAGGUGGACAAGGCUCACCCUGACGUGCUCACUGUACUCCUGCAGCUGUUCGAUGAGGGUCGUCUAACAGAUGGUCAGGGGAAAACCAUUUCUUGCAAGGACGCCAUUUUUGUGAUGACCUCUAACCUUGCCAGUGACGAGAUUGCAAGCCAUGCCCUCCAACUACGAAAAGAGGCCAGCAAAGCAGCAAAGAAAUAUCGCCACUCUGAGGACGAGCCUGAGGGUCACAUUGAGAUAUCUAGAGAGUUCAAAGAGCAAGUUGUGGAGCCGAUACUAAAGUUCCACUUCAAGAGAGACGAGUUCUUGGGUCGCAUCACAGAGAUGCUCUACUUUCUGCCCUUCUCUCGCUCUGAGCUCAAUCAGCUGGUGGAGAGGGAACUCUGCACUUGGCAGGAGAGGGCCCUCCAGAGACAUGACAUUCAGUUGAGCUGGGAUAAGGAGGUGUUGGACGUACUGGCUGAUGGCUACAAUGUCAAGUAUGGGGCAAGGUCCAUUCAGCACGAGGUGGAACGGAGUGUGGUAAACAAGUUGGCAGCUGCCUACGAGGAGGGUGUGAUUGGACGGAGCAGUCAUGUGACACUGGUCAUCAAUGGAGAGGAGGGAGGACCAGCAUCUAUCAAGCUACAAGUUUACUCACUGACUAACAAAAAAUAAAGUAGUUCAUUUUUUAUUAAUUCAUUAAAUUCAUGAUUGUGUUGUACAACUAAUUAUACAAUUUAGUUUUGUAUAUAAAAUAGUUCUGAGUGUUCUAUUAAUUAACUUGAAAAUAUGAAA